Neoarius graeffei (lesser salmon catfish) is the source of this 5149-nucleotide messenger RNA. RefSeq lists its product as uncharacterized. The record is from RefSeq and is a predicted model, not a curated record. The coding region runs from base 1331 to 2392 and encodes 353 amino acids. Gene Ontology annotation, molecular function: nucleic acid binding. The transcript has 8 exons. Lineage: Eukaryota; Metazoa; Chordata; Actinopteri; Siluriformes; Ariidae.
AUACAGAGCAUCGUGGACGAGUUCGCGGAGCGCAAGGCUCGUCGUAUGCCCUUCAAAUAAUGCGCGCAGUAGGCUAUUGAUGUUUUAUUAUGAGCCAUGUACAGUAUGUCGCCUAAUGUUUUUUUGUUUCUGAGUUACAUGUUCGUUUGAAGGACUUAAUGUACAAAAUAACAUAGUUGCACCUCGUAGUGUUGAAAUUGGUAAACACAGUGCAUUCAGUGAGGUUUGCACCGCCCUCCUUUUAUUUCUGACUCUUCCUGUCACCACUCUGAGCGCUCAUUCGUAUGCCCUUCAAAUAAUGUGCGCAGUAUAGGCUAUUGAUGUUUUAUUAUGAGCCAUGUACAGUAUCCUAAUGUUUUUUGUUUCUGAGUUACAUGUUCGUUUGAAGGACUUGAUGUACUAAAUAACAUAGUUGCACCCCGUAGUGUUGAAAUUGGUAAACACAGUGCAUUCAGUGAGGUUUGCACCGCCCUCCUUUUAUUUCUGACUCUUCCUGUCACCACUCUGAGCGCUCAUUCGUAUGCCCUUCAAAUAAUGUGCGCAGUAUAGGCUAUUGAUGUUUUAUUAUGAGCCAUGUACAGUAUCCUAAUGUUUUUUGUUUCUGAGUUACAUGUUCGUUUGAAGGACUUGAUGUACUAAAUAACAUAGUUGCACCCGGUAGUGUUGAAAUUGGUAAUCACCGCAGUUGCGGACAUUUUGUAGCCUAAAAUGAUGUUAUGAUAAGCUUUAAUAAAGGGCCCGGUCAUUUGCCCCGCCCCCGGCCCGGCUCUGACUUGUUCCGCCACUGUCACUGAUGUCACUGUUUGCGCUGCUUAACGACAUCACGUGACGUCCACCCACUUUCACUAACUCCACCCAAUGUGUCCACCCACUUCCAGCCAGCACGGUUGUAGUCGAAAUGCAACUCCAACAGCCCCGCUCAGCUCGACUCAGCUCGACUCGGCACGGCACGGCUCAGCCGCGUUUGUAGUGGAAAAGCGGCAUAAGUCCCAGCAUUUUUCUGUCUACCUAGAAGACCCACAUCGGGGCCAUUUGGCCCGACCGCUUUUCCCUAAUACACUAAUCACUCAUUUUGUUAUGGUAAUGAGGCUGUUAGAAUGAGGAAUGAGAAUGAGGAAUAAAAACACAUUCUAUUCUAAAAUGUGAACAUGUGAAUGUCCCAUGUGACCAUAACGACUCAUGUGACUGCAACCAGACAAUUGUUUGAUGGAUAAAUACCUCAGUGCACAUGGACUAUCGCUUCAGUUCCCUCAAGAAUUUUGUGGUGAAAGAAGCUCCUCUCCAAGGAACGAAGAUGCAGAGAUUCAACAGGCAUUGGAAAUGAUCCUGGAUGGAGCAAACCCUUGCGACUCGGAUGGAGAAGACAUCAACCUUCAGGUGGAUUCAGACUCCGAGCUGUCUCAGUCGUCUUCAGGAAUUAUUGAGACAGCAUGUUUUGGACAGACUGUUGACCAGGGUCACACUUGUUCUUCAGCAAACAGACAUGGAUGAAGACUACCUGCGGUUUGUGUGUACACAGGAAAUGGUUUUCCUGGACAUCAUAUCCCAUCAUAUUCCAGUGUCCCAGGAAAUAACUGACUGUUUGAGGGCAUUGGUCAAUGCCCUGAUGCUAAGGGAACAUCAGCACCACCCUGUAGCACCAGUGCAAUUUGAAAGCCGAAGUACAGCUGGUCGACCUAAAAUCUCCAUUUGUCCUGAUCAUUUGAAGCACCUUCUAGACAUUGGGUUACCAUUGAAUACCAUAGCUGGAUUGAUGGGGUUGUGUCGUGCUACAUUGUACAGAAGGAUGUCUGAGUACAACAUUUCUGUCAGAGAACUGUACAGCACUUGCACAGAUGCUGAGCUGGAUGAGCAUGUUUCUGCCAUAAAGGAGACAAUGCCACAUGCAGGAUACAGGCUGGUCAAGGGGACUCUGGCGGCACAAGGGUACCGAAUCCAAUGGAGUUGUGUUAAGGCUGCUAUGCAUCGUGUGGACAGUCUAGGGACACUAUGCAGAAUGACCCAAAUGGGGUGUGUUGUAAGGAGAAGUUAUUCAGUUCCCUGCCCUAUGUACCUUGUGCAUAUGGACACAGAUCAUAAGCUCAUAAGAUACAAUAUCGUCAUCUUUGGCUGCAUAGAUGGCUUUUCCCGUAAGAUAAUGUACCUGAGAGCUGCAGACAAUAAUCGGUCUGAAACAAACCUAGCCUUCUUCCAAGAGGCAGUUCAGGAAUUCGGCUAUCCACUCAGAGUUCGAGCAGAUCAAGGGGGAGAGAAUGUUGGAGUGGCUCGCUUGAUGUUUACUGUGCGUGGACCAGACAGUGGCAGCUUCAUUGCUGGGAAGAGUGUCCAUAAUCAAAGCGUGAAUCGCGUGUGGGUGGAGCACAGAGGACGGCAGGACAGAGAUCAGAAUUGAGAGACUUUGGCGCGACGUCUGGAUGGGGGUGACCAAUGUGUUCUAUCACGUUUUACACGUGUUAGAGGAAGAUGGCCUUCUUGACUUAGGAAAUGCAACACAUUUCUUCUGCCUGCAUUAUGUUUUCCUGCCACGACUUCAAGAAAGCCUCAACUUGUUCUGUGAUGGCUGGGACAAUCACCCCCUCAGAACCGAACAAAACCUAAUGCCAAAUCAGUUGUUUGAAGUUGGUCAGAUGCAUCAUCCCAUUCCUAAUCCACAGGAAAUCAACAUUCCAGAAAUUGACUGGGAAGAGAGUGGCGAAAUCCCAGAACCACAUCUGCAUGUCAGUGUUCCAUUGGUGGAUUGCCCACUUACUGCAGAGCAAAUGGAGGCAUUAAUACGCCACAUUGACCCACUUCAACCUUCAGACUGCAACGGUGUUGACUUAUAUACAGACACAGUGGAGUAUGUGGAAAGUCUAAGAGCUUGAGUUUAUUUUUUGCGUUUUCUCAAAACAUUGUAACAGACACUGAAUAAAUGUCAUGAAUGUGAAUGGAAAAAGUCAAUCUCUGUGCUUUUUAUGCCAACUUUUUUUUCAGGCAAUUUGGGAUGAAAUGUGUGGUAAUAAUCGAAAUUUGCACACACAACGAAUUUUGCUACAGAGCCGAGCAUUUUGGGUACAGCAGUAGCCCCCCCCCCACACCUUUAAAUAGACUCCAAUGGUUCACUAAUACAAUAAUUCCUAAAACGGCAUUAAGUCUUUAAGUCUGCAAACUAUUAUGAACAUUUCAAUUACUAAAACAUACUAGAAUUCAAUAUUAAUUACAAAAACAGUCAGGCAAACAUUCAUGCAUUCCUUUUAAGCAAGUCAAAAUGCAGGAAACUAUACCAAGCCAAAGCCACUGUCGACAGACUCAACACAAACCAUCAGAUCAGAUUUAAGGCCAGAAUAGCUACAGUAAUGAUCUGGAAUCCGUAGACGCUCGUAGCAUGUGCUGGCAGUUGGUAGGUGGUUUCGCCCCCUGGACUUCACUAUCUCUGAGCGUGCUCAGUGGUACCUCCCAGCCAGUCCAGAACUUCACAAGCUUGGACAGAAUUCCAGAGGUUGCUAAGACAAAGAAAAGUUUAUUUAUCCCAUGUAUGAGGGUCAUUAACGCUUUUAGUAGCACAAGUCAGGUGGUGCAAUUACAGCUAAUGCCACUAUUACAUGGAUUAGAUUAUUAUUUUUGAUGGAUUGUAUUAAAUGUAUGCAUUCCAUGUAAAUGAAACAUUUUGUACAAUUAAUUGAUUUACUUCACACAAAAUGACAUUAACAGUUCAAAAACUAAAACACCAAACACUUUGGUGGUCAGGAGUGCUGCUUCACUAUUAAGCAGGUGCUCUUUGGAUCAAGGAGAACAGUCAUUUAGAAGCUUGGUCAAAUUUAACCCCAGUAGGUGCUGCAGUGUAAGUUCGGCUAACGCGUUGCGAACAAGUCUUCUUCAGAGCCAGGCCCACCACAAUAAAGCCUUUUUAAUCUAGCAGUGUGCCUUUGGAAAUCCUUGGCAAGACUUACGCCGCAGCCACUGGCGGCUCGUUAAUAGGGGCGAUUUGGGCGAUGCACUCCCAAACAGGGAAGGAGAUUUUUUUUUUUUUUAUCUACUCCUACUACCACGGCAACAGUAAUGUCAUUGUCCAAUCAGGCUAAGGUCGCACCUGGUGUAGGCACGCCCUUUUGGGGCGAUUUCUGUCAGGUUCAGAUUUGCCCCAAAAGCUCCCAUUGACACUAAUGGUACAUACGUUUUUUUCGAAAAUCAUGCUCCCAAUGCAUUUUCUAUUAGGUUUUAUGUACUCGCACAAGCAGCGUGCUUACGUCAUACGCCUGUUGCGCUGUGCAAGUGUUGCCAGAUUGGGGCUUUUAAGUGCAUUUUGGCGGGUUUUGAACAUAAUUUUGGGCUGGAAAACGCAACUUGCGCGGGAAAUGUGUGAACAUUCUAUGAAGAUGGCGGCGAGUGUUGAGUGCAACAAUACGAUAGCAUCUCUGAAAGAAGUUCCCUUUAGUCGUCGUGCCAAUGAGGAGAAAUCAGCAAUCAAACAGCUAGGACCUCCUAGACCGAAUUUAAACAUCAAGCAAGUGUCUACGAAGGGGGAGAAGACCUACUCAAGAGGUUUUAACAAGAACUGGUACCACCAGAAAACUUGGCGAGCUGGCUGUGAUGUAGUCAAUGCUCUUUUUUGCUACCCUUGCGUUCUCUUCCACCCUGGAAGUAGCACAGCAGACGGUACAGCGAUAUCUGAUAUUUGAAUUUACUAGGCAAAAGUUGUUUGUGUGUGUGUGUGUGUGUGUGUGUGUGUGUGUGUGUUACCAGUGGCAGUUUAACAUUUCCAUGUUUUUGUUUUACCAAUGGCAGUUUAACAUUGCCAUGCUUGGAAUAUUUCAGUAGCCUCAAGUUCUCUCUGACUUGGUGUAAAUUAAGCAUAUUUUCAGUUUUUAUAUAUUGUACAGUAUGUGUGUUCAUUGGAGCCAGCAGCACCUUACCUUUUUUCUAACUUGUUAAGCCAAGUUGCACUGACUACAAAACCUUGUGUAACCUUGUGUGUAUAUAGCUAAAUAACUAAAGCCUUUUGUGUUCAUUGACAUGCUUGUAAUACUUUAAAUUUCCUUUUAAGGCAUGGCUUUCUGGAGGAAUUCUUGGGGAAAAAAACUGCAGAAUUUAUUUAGAAUUAUUAUUUGUUGUUAAAAUGGGGCAAUUCCAUAUAAAAAAAAAAACACAUAAUUAAGCUGCACAUGUUUGU